Molecule: messenger RNA, 602 nt
Organism: Carassius auratus (goldfish)
Lineage: Eukaryota; Metazoa; Chordata; Actinopteri; Cypriniformes; Cyprinidae
Product: cocaine- and amphetamine-regulated transcript protein-like
Exons: 3
Coding region: 45-356 (103 amino acids)
Biological process (GO): G protein-coupled receptor signaling pathway; cellular response to starvation; positive regulation of MAPK cascade
Molecular function (GO): neuropeptide hormone activity
Source: RefSeq, a predicted model, not a curated record
GGUAGUGUGUGUUUACCUCACUGUGCUGUGACUGACUCAGGACCAUGAGGAGCUCAGAGAUCCUGACCGGACUGAUCAUAGUCGGGCUCUUCACCGUCAUGUGCUCUGGACAAACUUCCCAAGAACUCACAGAUGACAUACAGCUGUCCCAGCAUGAAACGGAGAAGGAACUGGCUGAGGCUAUGACAGCACUUUUGGAAAGAUAUCAGCCUCAUGUACCAUCUUCAGAAAAACGUGGCAUUCCACAGUGUGCUGUGGGGUCCCGCUGCGCCAUGAGACUGGGUCCACGCUUUGGGAAACUGUGUGAAUGUGUCAGAGGAUCUAACUGUAACUCGUUUCUCUUAAAAUGCAUCUGAGUCAUUCAAAAAGUGGCAAAUCCAUAAUCCUUCCUCAAGCUGUAAAGUCAUACUCCUGAAAGAGGAAGUGGGUGGAAAUCUGUAUUCUGAAUCACUUGUGCGAGCUUUAUGAUAAGCAUUCAUGUAUUAUAUAUAUGCAUUAAAAAUGCAGCAUGACAAACAAUAGCAAAGCAUGGCUUUAAUGUGUUUAUUCAUUAAUAUCUUUAAAGCUUGUCUUGUGUUAUCAAUAAACAUGGAUAUUCUUCA